GUGUAUCCCUACGCUAGUUCUGUGAUUUUAUGCACAUUUAUUUUGAAAUCAUGAUUAAACUGUUAUUUAUCGGUAAAUUUCACUUAAUAUGUAAAUAUAUUGACUCAGUGCAGUAAUGUUGAUAUGUAUUGUACAUUUUGAAUUUUUUGGGAAAUUAUCACAACAUCACUGUCACACGGCGGACUUCUACUGCAAAAUCACACCGGAACUAUUUUCCUUUUUCUCGUAGCAGUCAAAAUGACGCAAAAGAGACGUAAUAACGGGCGUAAUAAGAAGGGACGUGGUCAUGUCAAGCCUGUUCGUUGUACCAACUGUGCACGGUGUGUCCCGAAAGACAAGGCCAUAAAAAAAUUCGUCAUCAGAAACAUAGUUGAGAGUGCUGCUGUCAGAGAUAUAUCGGACGCUAGUGUAUAUGAGGUCUAUGCUCUACCUAAACUUUAUGCCAAACUACACUACUGUGUCAGUUGUGCUAUUCAUUCAAAAGUUGUCAGAAACAGGUCGAAAGAAGCUAGAAAAGAUCGUACACCACCACCAAGGUUCCGACCAACGCCUGGCGGGGCACCACGAGCUGGACAGAAGAAUGUGUAAUAAUAAACUAAACAAUUGCAAUGGACUGUGACUGUACAAUUUAUUAGUACUCAAUCAUUAAAACCAAAUAAAAAGCCACAGAGUAAAUUCA
Molecule: messenger RNA, 679 nt
Organism: Saccoglossus kowalevskii
Lineage: Eukaryota; Metazoa; Hemichordata; Enteropneusta; Harrimaniidae
Product: small ribosomal subunit protein eS26-like
Biological process (GO): translation
Cellular component (GO): ribosome; cytosolic small ribosomal subunit
Molecular function (GO): mRNA binding; structural constituent of ribosome
Source: RefSeq, a predicted model, not a curated record